Messenger RNA from Schistosoma mattheei, 2106 nucleotides. The record is from the annotation of a GenBank genome assembly. Lineage: Eukaryota; Metazoa; Platyhelminthes; Trematoda; Strigeidida; Schistosomatidae.
AUGGUUGAAUCAAAAAGAUAUUCAUCCUCGUCUACAGAUACUGCUAGUGUUAGUGAUUCACCAGAACCAAAUACUCCAGCGAAUAAAUCACCUAACAAUUCUAAGCUGAACGUUUCUGCAACAAAUCGUCGUCCACGUUAUUAUUCAUUUAAUCAACAACAAAAUAAUCCUGAACAAAAUCUUAACAAAAAUGAAUUAAAACAUUAUCCAAUUAAAUCAGAUCAAAAUGCUUUGAAUUUCAAUUCUAUAAUUAUAAAUAAGAAAUCUCAUUUAUCAUCUGUUCAUGAUAUAUCAAUUAUAAAACCGAUAGAAAAUAAUAGUAAUAAACAUAUUACUGAAAUGAAACAAAAUAACAUUAAUUCAAUGAAUAAUUAUCAUGGAUUAUCAUCAUUGGAUAAAGAUAUACAUCUUCACACUGAUCAUAACAAUAAUAAUAAUAAUAUUAAUAAUGAUAAAUUACAAUUAAAUAAUUAUACUAUAGGAUCUAUCACACAAAUACAUUAUGAUGGUUGUGAAACACAGGUGAAUGAUCCACCAAAACGUGAAGCCAAACAAAACAGUAUUAUAACAAUUUUUACGAUAUGGAAUACAAUAAUGGGUACAUCGAUUUUGGUAAUGCCAUGGGCUAUACAACAAGCUGGUUUCGCUUUGGGUAUAUUUUUAAUUAUAUUUGUCGCAUUCAUUGCUUGGUAUUGUGCUUAUCUUGUAUUGAAGGCAACAGAAGAUUUGAAAAUUAUACAAAAUACUCGUUCAUCUGCUGACAUUGAGUUUACAGACGUAUGUCAAUAUCAUUUAGGAAAACCUGGUUACAUUUUGGCAAUCUCAUUUUCUAUGUUAGCUCUUUUUGGUGCAAUUAUAGUCUAUUAUGUUUUAAUGUGUAAUUUCCUAUAUUACACUGGAGAUUUUAUUUACAAUAAAAUAAAUAAUGUGAAUAAUUCACAUUUAGAUCAAACAUUUACAUUAUGGAAUAAAACGUAUACGGGUGCUACAUCAUUUAAUAAUUCAUUGAACACUGACCAUAUUUCUACUUAUAAUCGUUUAUGGUCAAAAACUCGUACUGUUCCAGCAUGGCUUUUAAUUAUUGUUGUUCCAUUGAUUUCUAUUAAAUCACCUACAUUUUUAAGUAAAUUCAAUGCACUUGGUACUAUAUGUGUAUUCUAUCUGGUCAUAUUGGUUUGUUUGAAAGCUGGUCAAUGGGGAAUAAAUAUGGAUUUUUCAUCUAAACAUCCUUAUAGAAUUGUACCUCAAGCACAAACUACAUUCAUUAGUUUAACUGGUAUAUGUUCACUGGCAUUUUUCUGUCACAACACUUUACAUACAUUGACACGUAAUCAAAAACGACCGGAGAAUAAUACGCGAGAUGUGGCUAUUGCAUUUCUUCUAGUAGCAGCGACUUAUUUGUCUAUCGGUUUAAUAUUCUAUUGCACUUUUCCAUUAGCGAAAUCAUGCAUUGAAGAUAAUCUUCUAAACAAUCUAGUAACAGAUAUACCAGUAUUUAUUGGUCGUUUCUUUUCACUUCUACAAAUGUUCACUGUAUUUCCAAUGAUUCUUUAUGUUUUACGUGUACAAAUUAUGACUGCUAUAUUCAAAAAACCAUAUCCAGGAUUUAUUCAUGUUACUGUAUUACAUGUGUUUAUUCUUGGACUAUCAUUAACGUUUUCAAUGUUAAUGCCGAGUAUUGGUACCAUAAUUCGAUUUAGUGGUUCAUUAUGUGGUCUAGUCUAUAUGUUUACACUUCCACCAUUAAUUUAUCUACUUAAUAAACGUACAUUAACUCGUUUACAAAAUGAAAAUCAUAUUAAAAUAUCUGAAAUUCAUUCAGAGAAAUUAUUAAAUGGUAAUUAUCAUUUGAAUAGUAUAAAUUCUAUAAAAAAUUUUAAAGAUGAUCAUUUACCAUUUCAUGAAUUACAAAUUGAUAAUCAUAGUGAUACAAUAUCAAUCAUUAAAAUUAAAUUAUUAUCAGAACAUGAUACAAUUAAAUAUUGGUUUAUUGUUUCUAUUCAUGUAUUCAUUAUGUUAUUAGGUUUAUUAAAUUUUAUUGGACAAUUUACUGUAUUUUUUAUUGGAUCUAAUAAGAAACAAAUUGUUUCAUCAACAAAUAGUUAA